AUGGUACAAACUGAAGCUCUGUCUGGUUUUGGUCGCACGCUGCGGCACUUUGUGGCCGCUGCGGACAACGGCAAAGCGCAGUCCAAGUCCAGGGCCUGCCUCCCUGGCCCGUACCUCUCCUCCGCACGGCGGACGGUGCAGGGCUCCUGCGUGUGUCCUCUCCGUUCCCAGUGUCCCCACGCUCCAGUCGGCCCCGCUAUCACAAGGCCGCCGCGGCCUACCAGGGCCUGGGGGCACGGAGCCCACAGCCUCCCUCGCCCGACCCCACCGCCCCCGGGGCCCGACCCCCACCACGGCCUGGCGGGGACGCACCUACCGGCUGCCGCCUCCCAGCUGCUGCUCCGGCACCCACAGGCUCCGGGGCGGGGCGGGGAGAGGCGAGGCGGGCAGCGGGCGGUGCCGGGGCGGAUUGGGGCCGUGCUGAACCCGCCGCGGGCCGGGGCUUGCUUCUCACGCGGGGCCGCUCGCGGCCGGGGCCGCAGCCUACAGCCACCAGCGGAGCGCGGCCUGCUCCCCUGCGCGAGGCCGCACCGGGCCAAGCCUGCUCCCAGCGCCAGGCCGCACCGGGACGGGGCCUGGUCCCGUCGUUCUCCCCCUGCCAGGCUGGCCCAGGACGGGGACAGAACGCCGGGGCCAUCGCCAGGUAACGUCCUCCGUGACCUCAUACCGGGGAUCCCACCAGCGGCCACGGCCCGAGGCCCCCCUCGGGCGACCGAAGGCAACAUGACUCUCACCAUCACGCUGGCGGACGUGGCCUCCAGCGUGACCAACGGCGGCAGCACUCAGGUCGGCAGGCUCUGUGUCCUCCUGCCCGGACCCCCGGAGCACAUCCAGCUGCAGGAAGGUGGGCAGGACGAGGCGGGUCUCUAUCAGCCGCCGCUGAGGCGCCCUGGCGGGACCCUGGACACCGCAGGCCCUGCGGAGCAGCAAAUGGCGCAGAUGAAGAGGAGAAUAGAAGUGACUGAGGCGUCGAUGACGAAGGUCAUGGACAUGCUGCAGGAGGUGCUCACCACCAUCUGCUCCCUGAAAACCACCAUCGAAGGCUUCGAGGAAGAGCUACAUCUCCUGAAGGACAAUUUCCACAAGGCUAGUCUGGAAGAGAUGCAAGAGCGGUCAGUGCAGCAGGACAAGUAUAGCCACAUCCUGCAGAGCAUCCUGGACCAACUGGUGGAGGUGCGUCAGGAGCUGUGCCGGAGCUCUCUCUGCAGAAUGCCCGCUGGUGAGAAGCCCUCCAGCUGGGAGCUCAGUCCUGAAGCCUCACAGGAGCUGGGCCAAGAAGCCUCAUGCAGGCUCAGCUGGAUGCUGGAGCAGCAUGAGACUGUGGAAACCCAUGGCCUGGAUUUUGGCAGGGAGGUGCUGGGCCAGGUGAGACAACUGCAGAAGCAAUGCAUGAGGCUGCAGGAAGCUGCGGAGCGGCUGUGGGGUGACACCAAGGAUACCCAGAAAGCAGACAAGGCUGCACUGAAGACCAAAGUGAGCCAGGAGGAGCUACAACAUGCCAUGGUCCAGCUGAGCGAGAUGAUGCAGGACCUGCUUCAGAGGAUGUCCCAGAUGGACCAGGACACACAGAAUGCCCUAGAGAAGCUCCUUAAUGAGAUGGACUCCAAGCUGGACCAUGUGGCACUGGCUCCCCUACAGGCACAGCUGGAGCAGGUGAGAGGGCUCAUCCAGCAAUGCCUCUGCCAGGGACCCUGCAAUGAUGGCCGUGCUGCCGGCUUCAAGAGGCAGCUCUCUGGUCCAGCAAAGUGCAUCUCCUGCAACAGACCCUUGGCCAUGGCCCCAGCACCGCCCUUGGUGACCAUCCGAAAGACCAGCCAGUUCCUCCAGCCCCAGCCAGCCAGCACCUCCAACUGCCUGGUACAGCAGCUGCUGGAGAGGGCCAGCCAGCGCCCUGGAAGUUCUGCCAGGCCACUGUCCACCUCCACCUCCCUUAUCACCGUCUGUCCCUGCAGACACCCAGCUGACUUCAUCUGCAAUAACAGAGAAGUGGAUAUUUUGGGCAUCGAUGGGGUCAUCUACAAGGGCAGGCUAAACUCACUGGGUACCAAUAGGACUGCCACCAUGGGCAAGGACUUCCCAUGUAGGGGAUCAGCCCUGGGACAGCGCAUGAGUUCUGGCCAGGCUGUGCAGUCACAUGAACGUCCCACUGUCAGCACCUGGGACGGUGCUGUGCCAGUCUGUGGCAAAAGCAUCAGCAGCCUCUCAUCUCCCUGUGCUAGCAGUGUCUCUGCUUCUCACCUUGAAACAGUGAAGAACCCACAGGCCCGCACCCGGCACACCACAGAGAAGAUGGUCAGCAUCCCCAAGUAUGGCAGCCACUAUGUGUCCCCAUACUCACGUGCCGCCAUGCAGAUGAAGACAAGCUCUUCGGGGGGCCACUGGCAGACUGCCAUGGGCAGCAGCUGGACUUCAGGUGUCUGAGCUGGGCAGGGGCUGUGAAAUGGUAUGGGGAUCUGGGGAGUGGAUGGGCAACACCAGGGACUCAGGGAAUGGGUGUGGUGAGUGCCACACUGCCCUGGCAGCUGCUCUUUGGAUGGCAUA
Pezoporus flaviventris is the source of this 2541-nucleotide messenger RNA. RefSeq names its product chromosome unknown C16orf96 homolog (gene CUNH16orf96). The transcript has 14 exons. Bases 1 to 2421 code for a protein of 806 amino acids. NCBI's taxonomy places the organism in Eukaryota, Metazoa, Chordata, Aves, Psittaciformes, Psittacidae. The record is from RefSeq and is a predicted model, not a curated record.